Messenger RNA from Hyla sarda, 2150 nucleotides. Its product is annotated as red-sensitive opsin. The transcript has 6 exons. The coding region runs from base 77 to 1174 and encodes 365 amino acids. Gene Ontology annotation, molecular function: G protein-coupled receptor activity. NCBI's taxonomy places the organism in Eukaryota, Metazoa, Chordata, Amphibia, Anura, Hylidae. Gene Ontology annotation, cellular component: photoreceptor outer segment; membrane. The record is from RefSeq and is a predicted model, not a curated record. Gene Ontology annotation, biological process: visual perception; G protein-coupled receptor signaling pathway; phototransduction.
GAGAAGGCAAAGAGUGAAAGAGCCAAAGCUAGAUCAAAGAUAAAGGAGAACCUGGUGUUGGAGGGACACACAGGGCAUGGCGGUAUCAUGGAAUGAAGCUGUAUAUGCUGCCCGAAGAAAGCAUGACGAGGAAGAGACCACCAGGAGUAGUGUUUUUACAUAUACUAACAGCAACAACACACGAGGUCCCUUUGAAGGUCCAAACUACCACAUCGCGCCUCGAUGGGUUUACAACGUCACUACCGUCUGGAUGAUAUUUGUAGUAUUUGCCUCUUGUUUUACGAAUGGUCUGGUCUUGGCAGCCACGUUAAAAUUCAAAAAGCUUCGGCAUCCCUUGAACUGGAUCCUGGUCAACCUGGCUAUUGCUGAUCUUGGGGAGACAAUUAUUGCCAGUACCAUUAGUGUCUUCAACCAGAUUUUUGGUUAUUUCAUCCUUGGCCACCCGAUGUGUGUGCUAGAAGGUUAUACUGUUUCAGUGUGCGGAAUCACCGGUCUCUGGUCCUUGACUGUAAUUGCCUGGGAACGAUGGUUUGUGGUCUGCAAACCCUUUGGAAACAUCAAGUUUGAUGGAAAGUUGGCUGCUGGUGGCAUCAUCUUCGCCUGGACUUGGUCUGCUGUCUGGUGUUCACCACCGAUAUUCGGCUGGAGCAGGUACUGGCCCCAUGGCUUGAAGACCUCUUGUGGUCCAGAUGUGUUCAGUGGAAGCACUGACCCCGGAAUCCAGUCUUACAUGAUGGUGCUCAUGGUCACUUGUUGCCUUCUACCCUUGUCUAUUAUCAUCCUCUGUUACAUAGCAGUAUGGUGGGCCAUUCGUAAGGUUGCACAGCAGCAGAAAGAGUCGGAGUCUACUCAGAAAGCUGAGCGUGAGGUGUCCAGAAUGGUGGUUGUGAUGAUCAUGGCUUAUUGCUUUUGCUGGGGACCAUACACAUUUUUUGCUUGUUUUGCGGCUGCCAACCCAGGUUACAGUUUCCAUCCUUUGGCUGCUUCCUUGCCCGCUUAUUUUGCUAAGAGUGCCACUAUUUACAACCCAGUCAUUUAUGUCUUCAUGAACAGACAGUUCCGGAACUGUAUCUACCAGCUAUUUGGGAAAAAGGUUGACGAUGGCUCUGAAGUGUCCAGCACAUCUCGAACAGAAGUCUCAUCGGUAUCCAACUCCUCCGUGUCACCUGCAUAAAUAUCUUCUAAAAUCCUUACUAUGGUCUGCACAUAUUGUACAUACUCAUCUGCAGGAGCAGCUAUGAUUUUUUUUCUCCAAUUGACACAUGCAUUGUUUGCCCAUUUUCACUGUAUAUUGUCACACUAUUACUAUGAAAUCUUGUAACUAGCCUGAACGUCCCCUAUUAAAAAUAUGCAAUGAAAUAUUCUGCAGACGGCAGGACUGUCCCUGUAAUUCGCCCACUCUUGGAUAUUCAGUGGGGUAUCCGAUCUAGAGCUACUGCUUCCUGAACAAAUGAUGUUGUCUAUGAAGUCGAAUGUGCAAGGUGAAUACCGGAAUGGGUGAGGUGGAUAGAGAGGAGAAAGGUGGAAGGUGGAAGGCAGCGGCUCUGACAGUAAGCAUGGCCUCCAAUGUAGGUUGUACCGAGAGGGUUGUCCUGGGAUAUUGUGUAGUUUUCAUCAACGUGAAAUAUUAGGGUAAGUAAGAGUAUUCUACAAAAUGUCCCUGGUAAUGGAAAGUGUGUGGCAUGGAAGGACAUGGUGAUUUGGUUCCCUGUUGGAAGGUAGCAGCACAUAUCGUGGCCUAUAGAUGGCCAUCUUGCCUGACUCGACUGGACAGACUUGAGAUUUCUACCAAUGAAAGAGAUGGAAACAAUAAAAUUGGACAGGACUGUCCCUAUAAUUCGGCAACUCUUGGAUAUUCAGUGGGGUAUCCGAUCUAGAGCUACUGCUUCCUGAACAAAUUAUGUUGUCUAUGAAAUUGAAUGUGCAAGGUGAAUACCGUAAUGGGUGAGGUGGAUAGAGAGGAGAAGGCAGUGGAUCUGACAGUAAGCAUGGCCUCCAAUGUAGGUUGCACCCAGAGGGUUGUCCUGGGAUAUUGUAUAGUCUUCAUCAACGUGAAAUAUUAGGGUAAAUAAGAGUAUUCUACAAAAUGGCCCUGGUAAUGUAAAGUGUGUGGCAUGGAAGGACAUGGUGAUUUGGUUUCCUGUCGGAAG